This is a messenger RNA of Octodon degus (degu), 5052 nucleotides long. It is a transcript of the gene Sema4b, whose product is annotated as semaphorin 4B. The record is from RefSeq and is a predicted model, not a curated record. The transcript has 17 exons. Gene Ontology annotation, molecular function: chemorepellent activity; semaphorin receptor binding. Gene Ontology annotation, biological process: semaphorin-plexin signaling pathway; negative chemotaxis; axon guidance. Bases 797 to 3268 code for a protein of 823 amino acids. NCBI's taxonomy places the organism in Eukaryota, Metazoa, Chordata, Mammalia, Rodentia, Octodontidae.
UCUGAGCCCGCUUGGCUCAUCUGGCUCAUCUAGAGAGCUCAGGCUCAGAGGUCGCGGCAGUCGCCAGUGCUCACAGCCGGCUGCGCAGCGCGGACCUCGGAUUCCAACACCGCCCCUGCCUGGAUCCCUCGGGGACCCCCACCCCCACCCUGACCUGGUCGGGCGCAGUUUGACCGGGUCUCCCGAGAUUGGGGGCGCAGCGACAGGAACCCUACGACUCCCCCUGGCUGCACGGCCACUGCGCGGGCCACGACCCGGCGGGGGCACUGAGGCCGAGGGCUGCGGAGGGGCCGAGGGAUCCCGGGCGGUUCCGGGAACCACAGUCAGGCAGGCCGGGGCGGAGCCUGGCUGGCGCCCAGCAGUUCCGGGGACACGCUGCGGACCUAGGGCACCCCGGACACUUCGCGACCCGUGGCCGGUGUCAGGUGUGUUAUCGCGGGAACGAGCCUGUGGGACCUGGCGCGGAGGAGCUCCCGGGGCUGUGACGCUCCAGAACCAGGGAUUGAACACACACCCUUGUGCUUGCCAGGGGACCUGGUCUAAGUGCCAGCGCGCAGCGCACACGGAGCCAAGACCUGCGGUGUAUCGACCCUUGAGGAGACAGGACUCGCGAGCCGCGAGCGCCUGCUUCUGCCCCAGCUCUGCAGAGUGCAGCCUGUCUCAGACAGGUCCGGAGGCGGAGGCCUGGGCUCUGGCUGCGAGGCGGGGCCGCCCCCGGAGACGCCAGUGGAGCCACCUGAGCCCGAGCAGCAGGACGUCGUCGCUCGCCGCCCAGAACCGAGCCCGACGCCCCGCGAUGUCCCGGCCGAGCUCGCCCCGUGCCCCGCCGUUGCUGCCGCUGCUCGCCCUGCUACUCCUGUCGCCGGCCUCGGCGCGGGCGCGCGGCCCCCGAAUCAGCCUGCCGCUGGGCUCCAAAGAGAGGCCGAUCCUCAAGUUUGAAGCCCAAAAUGUCUCCAACUACACAGCCCUUUUGCUGAGCAGAGACGGCAGCACCCUCUACGUGGGCGCCCGGGAGACCCUCUUUGCUCUCAAUAGCAGUGGUAGCUUCCUGCCAGGGGGGCAGUACCAGCAGUUGCUAUGGCCUGCGGAUGCAGACAGGAAGCAGCAGUGCAGCUUCAAAGGCAAGGACCCAAAGCGAGACUGUCAGAACUACAUCAAGAUCCUGCUGCCACUCAACAGCACCCACUUGUUCACCUGUGGCACCUCGGCCUUCAGCCCUCUGUGCACCUACAUAAGUGUGGAGAACUUUACCCUGGCACAGGACCAGGCAGGGAAUGUCCUCCUGGAAGAUGGGAAGGGACGUUGUCCUUUUGACCCCAAUUUCAAGUCCACAGCCCUGGUGGUUGAUGGGGAGCUCUACACUGGAACAGUCAGCAGCUUCCAGGGGAACGACCCGGCCAUUUCCCGCAGCCAGAGCCUGCGCCCCACCAAGACCGAGAGCUCCCUCAACUGGCUGCAAGAUCCUGCCUUUGUGGCCUCAGCCUACAUCCCAGAGAGUCUGGGCAGCUCGCACGGCGAUGAUGACAAGAUCUACUUCUUCUUCAGUGAGACUGGCCAGGAGUUUGAGUUCUUUGAGAACACUAUUGUGUCGCGCGUGGCCCGAAUCUGCAAGGGCGACGAGGGUGGCGAGCGGGUGUUGCAGCAACGCUGGACAUCUUUCCUGAAGGCCCAGCUGCUGUGCUCACGGCCCGACGAUGGCUUCCCAUUCAACGUGCUGCAGGAUGUCUUCACACUGAGCCCCACCCCCCAGGACUGGAGACAAACCCUUUUCUAUGGGGUCUUCACAUCCCAGUGGAAUGGGGGGACCACCGAGGGCUCUGCUGUGUGUGUUUUCUCCAUGAACGAUGUGCAGAGGGCCUUCAGUGGCCUCUACAAGGAGGUGAACCGUGAGACGCAGCAGUGGUACACAGUGACACACUCGGUGCCCACACCCCGGCCUGGGUCGUGCAUCACCAACUCUGUCCGGGAGCGGAAGAUCUACUCUUCCCUGCAGCUCCCAGACCGAGUGCUCAACUUCCUCAAGGACCACUUCCUGAUGGACGGCCAGGUGCGCAGUCAGAUGCUGUUGCUGCAGCCACGCGCCCGCUACCAGCGAGUGGCUGUGCACCGCGUCUCUGCACUGGGCCGCACCUAUGAUGUCCUCUUCUUGGGCACUGGUGAUGGCCGGCUGCACAAGGCUGUGGGCAUUGGCCCCAGGGUGCACAUCAUUGAGGAGCUGCAGGUGUUCUCUGCAGCACAGCCCGUGCAGAACCUGCUCUUGGACAGCCACAGGGGGCUGCUGUAUGCGGCAUCCCACUCAGGCGUAGUCCAGGUGCCUGUGGCCAACUGCAGCCUGUACCAGAGCUGUGGGGAUUGCGUCCUCGCCCGAGACCCCUACUGUGCUUGGAAUGGCUCCAGCUGCAGGGACGUCAGCCUCUACCAGCCUGAGAUGGCCUCCAGGCCGUGGAUCCAGGACGUUGAAGGAGGCAAUGCCAAGGAGCUCUGCAACACCUCCAGGGCCAAGUCCCAGGCCUCUGGAAGGGCAGACCGGAAGCCAUGUGAGCACAUCCAGUUCCGGCCCAACACAGUGAACACCUUGGCCUGCCCUCUCCUGUCCAACUUGGCCACCCGGCGCUGGCUGCAUGACAAGGCCCCUCUCAAUGCCUCAUCCUCCUACCGGGUGUUGCCCACUGGGGACCUGCUGCUGGUGGGCAGCCAGGAGAGGCUGGGAGUCUUUGAGUGUUGGUCACAAGAGGAAGGUUUCCAGCAGUUGGUGGCCCACUACUGCCCGGAAGUGGUGGACGAUGGGGUGGCACACCGAACAGACCAGGGCGGCAGUGUGCCUGUUAUCAUUAACACAUCAAGGGUGAGCGCGCCAGCUGCUGGCAGGUCCAGCUGGGGUGUGGACAAGUCCUACUGGAAUGAGUUCCUGGUGAUGUGCACGCUCUUUGGGCUCGCUGUAGUGCUUCUGUUCCUGUUCUUCCUCUAUCGGCACCGGGACGGCAUGAAGGUCUUCCUGAAGCAGGGGGAAUGUGCAACUGUGCACCCCAAGACUCGCCCUGUGGUGCUGCCACCUGAGACCCGACCACUCAAUGGUGUUGGCCCCCCUAGCACCCCGCUGGACCACCGAGGCUACCAGGCUCUGUCAGACAGCUCCCCAGGGCCCCGGGUCUUCACAGAGUCCGAGAAGAGGCCACUGAGCAUCCAGGACAGCUUUGUUGAGGUGUCCCCCGUAUGCCCUCGGCCCCGGGUCCGCUUGGGCUCUGAAAUCCGUGACUCUGUGGUGUGACAGAGCCAUCCUGGCUUCAGGGCUGUGACUGCUUGAGGGUGUCAGCUGGACUCACGCCUCAUGAAUAUGGCCGGCCAGGGUGCCUGCCCUUGGGAACCAGGGGGCCCCCAACCUGCUGCUGUCCAGCCACAGGCAAGGCCCCUAACACCCAGCCUGGUGCCCAGUGGUCCUGUACAAGGAGGAGAUGGUCAGUCCUCCAGGGCCAGGGCAUUGCCCGUUUGGGCAGGACGAUGCUCCUUACGUGAACUGAGCCCUUUGUUUAAAAACAGCUGAAAAAUGUGAAACCAGAGGGCGCGGGAAGAGAGACAAUGGAGAUGCCUCACACAUACACUGCCACCCAAUUCCCUCCUCCAAGCAAUGCUGGGGACACAUCCCAGGUGGUGUGGGACAGAGAUGGAAACCCUGCGCCAACUGGCCUCUUCGACCUUCGCCUUAGCCUACCACCCACUAUGCUUUCUUACCAGAGCCGGUGGCCAGCUCAUGCCAGCCGGCCAGGAUAUAGCUCGGUGCUAUCACCUGCACCUCAGGGACCAGAGGGCUGGCUGGCUGUGCAGCCCUCCCCAGGACCUGGGCUCAGACCCUGCUCUCGGACCUUUCCAGCCUGUAUCAGGCUGUGGCUACAAGGCAGGAGCAAAAGCCCAGGACCUUGUGACCACGUAGCCCUUUGCCUCAGGAAGAGACUGUUGAUUGCCUUCCUUCAUCCCAGCCUGAGAACUGUGUGUCCCUUGUACCAUGUCAGCCCCUCUUCAAACUUGAGCACAGGGAACUCCAUGGAGCCCAGCUUAUCCCCAGCCUGGUUCCUCCUCACUUGUCUCCACUACAAGGGAUAUUUACACUGCCCAGCACAGGGUCCUGAAUGCCUGUGGGUUUUUGUAUUUUUUUUUUUAAAUAAAAAUGCACUUUACUUUUUCUUUUUUAAAAGAUAGUCUGAAGAAUUAAAUGUUUAAUCAUCAUCCUUCCUCUUGAAGGACUUAUACCAUUUGAGAUUUGAUGUGUUUCUGGGGUUCCUGAACCUUCUUUCUAGGCCCUAGGAGCCAGAAGUAGUCCAGCCAGUGGUUGACUCCAUUCACAUCAACCCCUUCAUUUUAUCUCCUUGCUUUGUGGGGAGGACUGAACCCAGGGCCUCAUGCAUGUUAGGCAACCAUUCAUGUGCAUAGGGCAUUACUAUGUAAUUUAAGUCCGUCUUAAACUCACAGCCCUCCUGCCUCGGCCUCUUGAGUGCUAGGAUUACAGGGAUUUAUCACUAUCAUGUUAUCACUAUGCCUGGCAGGAACCUUUUACUAUUUUUCAAGUGAUCAUUUGUCAACACUGACUUUCUUCUCUUAAUGUGCUGCCUUGAAUUUUUUGUACUGACACUUGAACUCAGGACCUUGUGCUUGCCAAGCAGGUGCUUGUGCCACUGAGCUAUAUCCUCAGCCCUCUGCCUUCAAAUUUUAACUCAUUGCUGGAUAGGGUACCAGGUACCUGUGGUUUUGGAGGUACAAGGAGGCUGAGGUACAGGGAACACCUGGGCCCAGGAGUUUCAGAUCAUCCCAGGCAUACACUCAUUUCAAAAAAGAAAAACACACAAAAUGUAGAAAUUCAUGUAACCACCACCAUAAUCAAAAACAGAGAAUUUCCCCACUUGGGUGGAGGAGGUUGAGUCGAGCUGUAUUUCCUGCUGGUGGGAGCUGGGGAUUUGGCUCAGCAGUAGAAUGCUUGCCUAGCAAGCUGGAAGCCUUGAGUUUGGUCAUCAGAACCAAAGAAAUAAAACAAACCUCCCCUAUUUACUGCUGGUCCCUUCU